Molecule: messenger RNA, 1527 nt
Organism: Papaver somniferum (opium poppy)
Lineage: Eukaryota; Viridiplantae; Streptophyta; Magnoliopsida; Ranunculales; Papaveraceae
Exons: 4
Coding region: 1-1527 (508 amino acids)
Source: RefSeq, a predicted model, not a curated record
AUGGGAGAUGGCUCUCCUCCAUGUAUCCCUGAUAAAGAUAUCGCAGCACCACCUCUUUCGGUUGAUGCGAAAGCUGUUCAAGCCGUAAUCAAAAGCUUCCCUAAGGGAACCGCGUGUGGCAGAGACGGUUUGAGGGCUCAACAUCUCCUUGAUGCGUUGAGUGGAAAUGCUGCUGCGGUUGCUGAUGAGCUAUUACAAUCCAUUGUAGGGGUGGUCAACUUAUGGCUAUAUGGCGCUUGUCCACCCAUUCUCGUUGAAUAUGUUGCCAGUUCCCCUUUAACUCCUCUUCUCAAACCAGAUGGAGGUGUUAGGCCCAUCGCAGUUGGUACGAUCUGGAGGAGGUUAUGUUCCAAACUUGAAGCAACUUUAGUUUGCAAGAACAUUCUUCCAUACUUGGGAACAUAUCAAUAUGGUUUUGGUGUUCCAUGUGGCGGUGAAGCUAUCUUACAUGCUGCAAACAGGCUUCCCGAGACAAAAGGUACUUGCAAUUCAAUUACAAUGAUGCUAUACUACAGUGAUACUACUCUAUCUUCUACCAAAGGGGUUCAGCAGGGUGAUCCAUUGGGUUCGCUCUUAUUCGCUUUAGCAUUGCACCCCCUUGUUCUUCAGAUUGCUGCACAAUGCACUUUGGACAUGCAGGCAUGGUACCUUGAUGACAGUACAAUUGUAGGAGAUACUCUUGAAGUUGGGAAGGCUCUGGACAUCAUACAGACUGAAGGUCCUAAGAGAGGCUUACAUCUGAAUGUUACCAAGACGGAAUUAUUAUGGCCUACAAUCGAUCCAAGACGCAAUGAAGUGGGAGUCUUCCCUGCCAAUAUUUGCAAACCUACAUCAGGCGUAAAACUACUAGGUGGACAUGUCAGUUUAAACACUGAUUUUUGUAGUGAUAUGGUCACCAGCAGGGUCGAUAAAACCAUAGCAUUGAUGCAAAAGAUCCAGAAGUUGCAUGAUCCACAAUGCGAACUUCUGCUUCUCCGUAAUUGUGUCGGCAUAUCAAAACUCUACUUUACUCUCAGGACAACCAACCCACAAGCACUACAAGUUGCUACUGCUCACUACGACAAGCACCUUCUCGACUAUCUGAGGCAAAUCAUUGUAGGCGACGGUGCAGGUUUUGGCUUAGUGCAACAACGUCUUGCAACCUUGCCUAUUAAAGACGGAGGUUUGGGAGUCUACACUAUGAAAGAUACCAGUACAUAUUGUUACUUUGCAUCUUGUGCACAAACUAAGUACCUGCAGAAUACCAUCUUGCAACCUACAUAUUCAGAUUCUACGCUCUCUAGCCUCCCUUUCAAUGAGCGUGAGUCGAUCAUUUGGAAGUGCAACAAAACAAAACAUCCCAUGGAUUUUCUGAAAGCCAUUCCUAUUACUGGGCUCAACCAGUCUGUUGGUCCUAGACAAUUUCAGUCUGUCCUCCAAUAUCGCUUGGCCACACCAAUGUUUGUUGCUGAUAGUGUUUGUUCUAGCUACACUAAGCCGAUGGAUAUCUACGGAGACCAUGAUGUGCACUGUGCUAAAGACGUGUGA